AUGAAGCUCGCCUCCGGACUCCAAUACUUCAAUACCACCCUAGCAUUAGCGUGUUCUCUCAUUGCAAUUUCAUCCUUGAACUAUGGCUUCGACAACCAGGGCUUCUCAACCACAGAGGCCAUGGACGCGUUUGACCGGCGGUUCGGCCAGUUUGAUGCGGCAACGCAGUCUUACGCACUGGUUCCAUCCUGGCUAUCAUUGUUCAACAGCCUGAACUACAUUGGCUUUGCAUUUGGCGUGCUUAUCGGCAGUAUCAUUUCUUCGCGAUUCGGCCGUCGAUGGUGCAUGUUUUGUAUGAGCGGAUAUGCCCUCAUCACGGCGACUAUAACUGUGACGUCCCUGAAUCGAGACCAAAUUUUAGCAGCUCGCAUACUCAACUAUGUCUAUGUUGGCAUGGAAUUGGCUGUCGUGCCAACCUUCCAGUCAGAGAUAGUUCCUGCGCCUGUUCGCGGCCUGGUUGUUGGAACCUACCAAUUUAGUAUUAUUCUGGGCGGUCUUAUUGUGAACUCCAUCUGCAAAGGCACAAGCGGAAUACAGGAUGACCGUGCGUGGAGGAUUCCCAUUGGCCUCUACUACAUCGUACCGUUCAUUAUCCUCUGCUCGAUUUGGUUCAUCCCGGAGAGCCCGCGGUGGCUCUUACAGCGUGGGCGUAUGGAUGAGGCGAAGCGGAACAUUUACCGCUUGCGGGAGGGAUGCUUCAAUGAAGAGGAAAUCGAGGCCGAAUUCCACGAGCUACAGGCAGCGCUAGAACGGGAAGCAGACUCUGGCGCUUGGACGGAUCUGGUAAAAGGGGUCGAUCUCAAGCGAACUGCGCUUGUGGUCAUGGUGAAUUUCUUUCAGCAGGCGACGGGCCAGGCUUUUGCAUCGCAGUACGGAGCAGUCUAUAUCAAGCAGCUCGGGACUGUUAACACGUUUACUAUGACUGUCAUUAUUGCAGUGAUCAAUCUUGCCGCUAUAACGGUUACGCUGAUGUGGAGUGAUAAAGUUGGUCGCCGACCGAUGCUUCUGGCUAGCUCCGCUGUGAUGGCCAUUGGACUGCUGAUCAUGGGAGGGUUGGGGACCCCGACUCCACUAACUAUUCCUAUGAAGAGAGGAAUCGUGGCUAUGUACGUCGUCUUGGCGGUUGGGUUCUCUCUUGGAUGGGGUCCCCAGGCAUAUGUCGUAGCCACUGAGCUCCCUGCUCUUCGAUUGAGAGACAAGACCCUGCAGCUGGGAUUCACAGUCAAUGUGGUUUCGAACUUCGUGGUCAACUUCACUAUUCCCUAUCUUGUGGAUGAGGAAUAUGCCGACUUGGAAUCCAAGGUCGGUUUUAUAUUCGGAUCUAUAAGCGUUUGUGCCUUUGUCACCACGUAUCUCUUUGUUCCUGAAUGUCGGGGCAAGACACUAGAGGAGAUUGAUGUGAUGUUUAAAUCCGGGGUGAAGCUGAGAAAGUUUGGGUCCACAGAUGCGUCCCUACUUUUGGCGCAACCACGGGUCAGCAAGAGCCUAAAGACAGAAACAGGGGUGUUAGUAGAGAACCAGAGGGACCUAGGUGUUUGAUCACCGCCUUUAUAGAAAUACCAUGCAAGCCCUUUCUAGGUGCCCGAUGAGGAAGAAGUUGGAACUUUGAUGGCGAGA
Molecule: messenger RNA, 1617 nt
Organism: Aspergillus ibericus CBS 121593
Lineage: Eukaryota; Fungi; Ascomycota; Eurotiomycetes; Eurotiales; Aspergillaceae
Product: putative sugar transporter
Exons: 5
Coding region: 1-1539 (512 amino acids)
Biological process (GO): transmembrane transport; carbohydrate transport
Cellular component (GO): membrane
Molecular function (GO): carbohydrate:proton symporter activity
Source: RefSeq, a predicted model, not a curated record